Messenger RNA from Pundamilia nyererei, 1851 nucleotides. It is a transcript of the gene slc16a7, whose product is annotated as solute carrier family 16 member 7. The record is from RefSeq and is a predicted model, not a curated record. Gene Ontology annotation, biological process: monocarboxylic acid transport; transmembrane transport. NCBI's taxonomy places the organism in Eukaryota, Metazoa, Chordata, Actinopteri, Cichliformes, Cichlidae. Bases 80 to 1525 code for a protein of 481 amino acids. Gene Ontology annotation, molecular function: monocarboxylic acid transmembrane transporter activity. The transcript has 5 exons. Gene Ontology annotation, cellular component: basolateral plasma membrane.
GCAAGACUGUGUCACAUGGACUGAGUUCAUAGACUUUGCGAUACAGUUUCAAGGACUGGGCCGAGCCGGAGAAUUGAACAUGCCCCCCGCAGCAGCAACCAAUCUAGGCUACACUCCACCAGACGGAGGCUGGGGCUGGGCUGUCGUCUUCGGCGCUUUCAUCUCCAUAGGAUUCUCGUAUGCCUUUCCUAAGUCCCUCACCAUCUAUUUCAAGGAGAUUCAGGAAUAUUUUUCAGUUUCCUACAGUGAGAUUGCCUGGGUGUCCUCAGUCAUGCUUGCUUCUAUGUAUGCAGGAGGCCCUGUCAGCAGUAUACUGGUCAAUCGCUAUGGCAGCAGACCUGUGGUUUUAGUUGGUGGGGUCCUGGUUUGCACUGGCAUGGCUCUCGCUUCUUUUGGAACUAAUAUAAUACAUCUGUACCUCUGUGUUGGAGUAAUUGGAGGUUUUGGUCUCGCCUUCAACUUGCAGCCCUCCCUGACGAUCAUAGGCACUUACUUCCAGGUCAAAAGGCCCAUGGCCAAUGGACUCGCUAUGACUGGAAGUCCGGUUAUUCUCUCCACUCUGGCGCCUCUCAAUCAGUUUUUGUUUGAUUCCUUUGGUUGGAGGGGAAGCUUCCUCAUCCUGGGAUCCAUUGUUCUGAACUGCUGUGUAGCUGGUGCUUUGAUGAGACCAGUCAACAAAAGCAUACCACGGAAAACAAUAGAUGAGUCAUCAAAGUGUGAAAGCAAAGCUGAGGAACACCCUGCUGCUGAAGACACCACUACCCACUCUGAUAACCUUCAGACUGAAGAUCAAAGUGAGAGCAAGGGUCACAGCUUUGUGCAGAAAUUCAUAGAUCUCUCACUUUUCAGACACAGGGGCUUCCUCAUUUAUCUAAUUGGUAAUGUGGUCUUGUUUUUUGGCUUUUUUGCACCUGUGGUUUUCAUGGCUCCAUAUGCCAAACAUCAAGGGAUUGAUGAAUAUUCAGCAGCUUUCUUGCUCUCCAUUUUUGCUCUGGCGGACAUGUUCAUUAGACCGACAACUGGCUUAGUUGGCAACACCAAGUGGAUCAGGCCGAGAAUACAGUAUUUUUUCAGUUUUGCUGUUUCAUACAAUGGCGUAUGUCACCUAAUGUGCCCACUGGCGUCUGGCUAUACGGGCCUAGUUGUAUAUGCUGUCUUCUUUGGUUUGGCAUUUGGGAUGCUUUCUGCACUCCUUUUUGAAGUUCUAAUGGACCUUGUUGGAGCUCCUCGUUUCUCCACUGCUGUUGGACUUGUCACCAUUAUUGAGUGUGGGCCAGUGCUUCUGGGACCUCCAAUGGCAGGAGCUUUGGUUGAUUAUUUUGGUGAUUACAAAUACAUGUAUUAUGCAUGCGGUGUAUUCAUGCUGGUUUCUGGCAUAUUUUUCUUCGUUAUGCAUUACUACAACUAUAAAAAACUGGAUGAGGAGCGCGGAAAGAGCAAAGCAAUGGAGACAAGGAAUUCUGACGAGGCAGAACAACUAAAAAUGAACCAGGCUGAUAGAACGAUGAAUGAAACAGAUGAAUGAACUUGCUGACUAUGACUUUAUUUCAGUGGAUGCAUACAAAAUGACACUACAAAGGCUUUUUAUGCAGUAUGUAAAUGUAUUUUGUACCUUAAAUGACUUAGUUAGAGUAGUUAGACUUUUACAUAUUUGCAGAUUCACAUUUGUUAUUUUGUAAAUGCUCAUAUUACGUAUAUUAUUAUUAUUACAGUGUGUGGCAUAUGUAACUCUCAUGGAUUUGUUAAUAAAUCUCCAGGAACUAACUAUGUUCCUUCUAAUGCAAUCCUUAUGGCUUUAUAAACUUAAGCAGUUCAUUUGGUUUCUUCAUCAAUUAAAUAAUAAUAAAUCUU